Messenger RNA from Akanthomyces muscarius, 243 nucleotides. RefSeq lists its product as uncharacterized. Bases 1 to 243 code for a protein of 80 amino acids. The transcript has 2 exons. NCBI's taxonomy places the organism in Eukaryota, Fungi, Ascomycota, Sordariomycetes, Hypocreales, Cordycipitaceae. The record is from RefSeq and is a predicted model, not a curated record.
AUGCUCCUCCAGCGCGUUUUGCCCGAGCAUGCGCCUGACGAGACACCGCUCCCCAGGUACCGCCAGCCUGACAGCCCCCUGUGGACCGCCCAGGACGCCUUAAGCAAGCCCCCCGUAUUGAGGGGUAGGUACCUCCAGACGGAAGCUCCGCCCAGCCAGCUCAGCCCAAACGGCCCAAGUCAACGCACCGGCGGCCUUUUGCUUCGUUCCAGCGGUCUCCCAGUGGCUUCUCCUUUCAAUUAG